Heteronotia binoei (common prickly gecko) is the source of this 939-nucleotide messenger RNA. RefSeq names its product olfactory receptor 4Q3-like. The record is from RefSeq and is a predicted model, not a curated record. The transcript has a single exon. Gene Ontology annotation, molecular function: G protein-coupled receptor activity; olfactory receptor activity. Lineage: Eukaryota; Metazoa; Chordata; Lepidosauria; Squamata; Gekkonidae. The coding region runs from base 1 to 939 and encodes 312 amino acids. Gene Ontology annotation, biological process: G protein-coupled receptor signaling pathway. Gene Ontology annotation, cellular component: membrane.
AUGAAUGGAUCCAUCAUUUCCGAGUUCAUUUUGCUGGGAUUUUCCUGCUCUCGCACUUUCCAGCUCACCCUGUUGACCUGGGUCUUGGCCUGCUAUGCCACUGUCCUGUUGGGCAACUUCCUCAUUAUGGUGACCGUCCGCGCAGAACGCCACCUCCUCCGUUCCCCCAUGUAUUUCUUCCUGUCCAAUCUUUCUUUUAUUGAUAUGUCCUUGGGUUCGGUGGCUGGGCCUAAGAUGAUAGCCAAUCUGGUGAUCUGCGGCCAUGCCAUUUCCUAUGGGGGCUGCAUGGCCCAGCUCUUCUUCCUCCAUUUCUUCGGCGGUGCAGAGAUGCUCCUCCUCACCGUCAUGGCCUACGACCGCUACGUGGCCAUCUGCCACCCUUUGAGGUACAUGGCCAUCAUGGACCGGCAGCGCUGUUUCAAGCUCCUUAUGGUUUGCUGGGCAGGAGGCCUCCUUCAUUCCACAAUCCAAAUGGUGGUGGUUGCCCAGCUACCAUUCUGUGGGCCCAACAUGCUGGACAAUUUCUACUGUGACAUUCCACAGGUCAUCCGGUUGGCCUGUACAGAGACCUCCAUCAUUGAUUUACUCAUGGUGGCCAACAGCAGCCUCCUCUCCCUGCCCUGUUUCUUAAUCUUGCUGAUCUCCUAUGCUGUGAUCUUGGCCACCCUAAAAGGACGCUUCAGGAAAGGGGGUGGGAAGGCUCUCUCCACCUGCAGCUCCCACCUUAUUGUAGUCAGCCUCAUCUAUGUGCCGUGCAUCUUUGUGUAUCUCAAGCCUUUCUCCAGUUCCUGGGUGGACAAAAUAGCCUCCAUGUUCUACACAGUUGUCACACCUGCCCUCAACCCAAUUGUCUACACCUUGAGGAACCAAGAAGUGAUAGAUGCUAUGGGGAAGCUGAGGAACAGGUGUAUAUUGUUUCCUCUUCGAGUAAAGGGAUAA